Messenger RNA from Daucus carota subsp. sativus, 414 nucleotides. Its product is annotated as spore wall protein 1-like. The record is from RefSeq and is a predicted model, not a curated record. The coding region runs from base 1 to 414 and encodes 137 amino acids. The transcript has 2 exons. Lineage: Eukaryota; Viridiplantae; Streptophyta; Magnoliopsida; Apiales; Apiaceae.
AUGGCAGGUUCUAAAGGUUCGAAAUCUGGUGGUUCUCCCUCAGUGGGCUCCAAAACGGGUGGUUCUGCUGCUUCGAGCACGAAAAGUGGUGGUUCCCAGAAAGGUUCUGGCGGGUCCUCGGGAAGCAAGGUCCAGGGAUCAAGUAACGAUACUAUGAAGGCUCCUGGGCAGGAUGGGUUCAUCUCAAGGAGUGGUUUUGAGAGUGACCCUAAAGGCUAUUUCAAAGGUAAAGUGAAAAUGGCAGGUUCUAAAGGCUCGAAAUCUGGUGGUUCUACCUCAAUGGGCUCCAAAACGGGUGGUUCUGCUGCUUCGAGCACGAAAAGUGGUGGUGGUUCGCAAAAAGGUUCUGGUGGGUCCUCAUUGAGAGUGACCGGAAAGGCUAUUUCAAAGGUCUUCGUGAUUAAGUCUGAAUAA